AUGACAUCUCACAUCAACCCAAAUCCCAGCUCCAGUUCACCCAAACGCAAAAUAGCUCAAAGCUCUUCUGAUCGCCUCUCUAAGAUACCAAAGCUUAAAGUACCAGGCAAUACCCCUACUGAUCCUUCUCAACCGAACCAUUCCCGCUCCAGAAAUUUGCCGAAAUCCAUUUCCACCGAUAAUAGACAUCAUCGUCAUCAUCACGAACAUCAUCCGCACCAUGGAUUCAUUCAUCCACCUCACGAUUCCACUUUAUUUUCCCCCACAAAUACGAGCUCUGCUCUUCCAAACUCAACUCUAAGCGAAGGUGUAAUUCCACCUUUCACAUCCCCCACUGUUCCUCUCUCACAAAGCCAGCCAUUCUCCGAUCAGGACACACCGACCGGGACUGAAGACGCCGCGGGACUGGGCGCCCCACCAAACCUGGCAAAUGAUUUGGAAGAGGCAUUGAUGGAAGAAGUUGAGAAAAAUCCAGGACUGGCACAAGGGCUUAGAAUUGAGGAUCUCGCUUCUCAGGGUAAUGGGGGAAGUAAUUUAACACCGGAAGAAGUGGCUUUUGAUAUCGACGUUGAUAUCAAUCAAGAUAAAGACGAGAUCACAUGGGAGACCGAUGAGGAAGAUGAUGAAGAAGAAACUUCAACAGAUGAAAAGGACAAAGAAUUUGUAGAAUCGUCUGUUUUCCCCACAUCCGAUUCUCACCAUUCAUCUGAUUCAGGAUAUAAUGAAACGACGGCGCCUCUAGUUUCGGAUAUAAAUAUGGAUACAGGACUAGAGUACGAUGAGGGGUAUGUAGAGGGCGCAGACGACAACAAUUUUGUUGAUGCCUCUGACGAAAUUGACUGGAACAAUAUGUCGAAUGAUAUUGAUGCUGACCCCUACGCUCGGAGUGCAUCAAAACUACUAGGCGAACGUGAUGUACAAAUGAAUUCUGAUGGUGUGUACGGGGAUUGGGAUGGCGUGAUAGCUUCAGAGCCUGGGGGAGAUGAGGCUGUGGACGGAUACGAAAGAACUGGACAUAGGGCACAAAACAGUUGUGAGGGCGACGUCUGGUGGUUAGAUGAAGGUUGA
This is a messenger RNA of Botrytis porri, 1068 nucleotides long. RefSeq lists its product as uncharacterized. The transcript has a single exon. The record is from RefSeq and is a predicted model, not a curated record. Lineage: Eukaryota; Fungi; Ascomycota; Leotiomycetes; Helotiales; Sclerotiniaceae. The coding region runs from base 1 to 1068 and encodes 355 amino acids.